Molecule: messenger RNA, 1009 nt
Organism: Melanotaenia boesemani (Boeseman's rainbowfish)
Lineage: Eukaryota; Metazoa; Chordata; Actinopteri; Atheriniformes; Melanotaeniidae
Exons: 5
Coding region: 32-1009 (325 amino acids)
Source: RefSeq, a predicted model, not a curated record
AAAGAUAACUCACUGUCUCUAGCACAUAGAGAUGAGCUUCAAUAUGAAAACCAACUUCAGUCUUUAUUGUGCUCUGCUGGUGGCACUCAUGGGAGCCCCGGCGUUGGGUAUAAGUGUCGAAAUCGCCUGGAUGGGCAGUGUGAGAGCUGGUUACCCUACCGUGUUCAUCUGCUCUUCUUCAUGCUUUUCAAACUGCAUCUACACUUGGAAUUUUGAGGACAGAACAAUCAAUGGGAGCACAUUAACCUGGACUCCAGAUGGCCGUGAUGAUACAGUGGAACUGAAGUGCACUGUUCUUGAUCGAAAAACAGGAGAAUCCAUCAGCACUACCACCGUUCUAGAUAUUAUUAAAAAUCCAGUGUCUGUACAAACCAGUCCUUCGAACACAGUACCUUCUGUCAAUCAGUCACUGAGUCUAGUUUGCAAGGGUGCUGCAUCUGGUGAUCCACAAGGUCCGUCAGAACUGAUCUGGUUCAAAGAUGGAGCAAAACUGACUUUGCAUGAAAAUAUGCAGCUCCUUCAAAAUAAUUUCACUCUUCACUUUAACCCACUGCUGCCCUCCAAUGUUGGUUUCUACCACUGUGAAGCUUUUCUGCCUACACUGCAAACAAGAGUCUUAAGCUCAGGCUAUCUACUCAGUGUUGAUCCGUGGCACGUCACCAUCAGUGGACCUGACUCUGUGUUUGUAGGCAAAAUGAGUCAAUUCACCUGCCUGACCAGCUGCAAAUUGAAUGUUGAAUGUACAGUCAGGUGGCAGUACAGAGGAGGUUUCCCUACUGGAACCUACUUUUCCGUCCACGCAAAUCAGCUCAAGUGGACUCCGUCCAUUCCUGGGACUUUCCAAAACUUCACCUGCAUUGCUGAAAAUGCAGCUGCUGGACGCUCUGCUGAGGCCACGAAAAUGGUAGAAGUCAAAGGAAUUCCAAUCUCUGGAUCAGAGGUCAUGAAGCUCGGUGGGCUUUUUUCACUCAUCCUAAUUGUUGAACUUUUAACCAUUUUUGAUUUUUAA